Aspergillus nidulans FGSC A4 is the source of this 1635-nucleotide messenger RNA. Its product is annotated as protein CYP617D1. The transcript is spliced from 3 exons. The record is from RefSeq and is a predicted model, not a curated record. Bases 1 to 1635 code for a protein of 544 amino acids. NCBI's taxonomy places the organism in Eukaryota, Fungi, Ascomycota, Eurotiomycetes, Eurotiales, Aspergillaceae. Gene Ontology annotation, molecular function: heme binding; monooxygenase activity; oxidoreductase activity, acting on paired donors, with incorporation or reduction of molecular oxygen.
AUGGCUCCGAUACCAUGGGGAAUGUUGUAUGUGAGCGUUGUGGGAUACUCUGUCCUCACCUCCAACUUAUUCACAUUCUUCGUCCUUGCGACCGCCCUCACAGCCUUAAAAAUUGUCUACGCUUCAUUCCUGUACCCAGAAUAUCUGACCCCAAUCAAGCACAUCCCUACCCCUCCGCUAACAGCACAGAAACGGUCAUGGGUCAGGGGAAAUACGGAUACAUACGUCGUCAUAUCACCCUUUGAAGGUAUGCUCAAUUGGACCAAAUCGGUUCCCAACAACGGGCUACUACGAUACUAUAUCAUCGGAAACAUCGAACAAGUCCUUGUGACAACACCUAAAGCAUUAAGUGAGCUUCUUGUCCAGAAUGCUUACGACUACCAAAAGCCCGAGUCUAUUCGAAUUUCCCUUGCCCGUAUUGCCGGAGAACAUGGUAUUCUUCUUGUAGAAGGCCAGGAGCACAAGAGACAUCGAAAGAACCUCAUGCCCGCAUUCUCUUAUCGGCAUAUAAAAGAUCUCUACCCAACCUUCUGGGCUAAGAGCGUGGAAAUGGUGAAAUGCAUUGAGAAAGACUUGCAGGAUCGCAGGGACACUGGUGAUAUUACUGUUACUGUUCGGCCCUGGGCAAGCCGAGCCACACUCGAUAUUAUAGGACUCGCAGGCAUGGACAGAGAUUUUGGGUCCCUCGCUGAUCCGCAGAACGAGCUUGCCGCCCAGUACCACCGAAUCCUCGAGGACCCGCCUCUCUGGCUGAAACUUCUAUUCGCCGCCGCGUUCGUCCUGGGAAACGAAGAACUCGUCAUGGCGCUGCCUGUAAAGCGUAAUAGGGAUAUAGCCGAAGGAGCCAAAUACGUCCGACAAGUGGCGCAGCAGCUCAUCAGCGAGAAGCGAGAACGGAUCAAGCAUAACCCGGAAAAAGCAGAGGGCGGAGGGGGAGGGAAGGAUAUUCUCUCAGUUGCUCUAAACAGCGGGAAUUUUACAGAUAUCGAGCUCAUCGACCAAAUGAUGACGUUCCUUGCUGCCGGGCACGAAACUACCUCGUCGGCACUGCAAUGGUCGGUCUACGCUCUCUGCAAACACCCUGAUAUCCAGACCCGACUCCGGCAGGAAAUCCGCUCCAAUCUACCCUCUGUCUCUUCCAAUGAUCCAAAGCCCAUAACCGCAGAAGCUGUAGACUCCCUCCCAUACCUCCAUGCUUUCUGCAACGAAGUCCUCCGCUUCCAUCCCUCCGUCCCCAUCACGUUUCGCACAACGACCCGCGACACUACACUUGCUGGUACCCUGCUUCCCAAGGGCACACAACUGACCAUCUCUCCCGAGGUCAUCAACCACGACCCAGAUCUAUGGGGACCAGACGCACACAUAUUCAACCCAGACCGAUGGCUCGGCCCAGGCAGAGCGAAUACCGGCGGAGCGAGUAGUAAUUACGCCCUGAUGACUUUUCUGCAUGGACCACGUAGCUGUAUUGGACAGGGGUUUGCAAAGGCGGAGUUGGCUUGCCUGGUUGCUGCAAUGGUGGGGAGGUUCGAGAUGGAGCUGGCAGAUCCGGGGAAGAAGCUUGCAGUUAGAAGGACUGCGACAAUCUCGCCUGUUGAUGGGGUCGUAGCGAGGCUGACGCCAUUGGAUGGGUGGUAA